This is a messenger RNA of Melampsora larici-populina 98AG31, 519 nucleotides long. RefSeq lists its product as uncharacterized. The coding region runs from base 1 to 519 and encodes 172 amino acids. The record is from RefSeq and is a predicted model, not a curated record. Lineage: Eukaryota; Fungi; Basidiomycota; Pucciniomycetes; Pucciniales; Melampsoraceae. The transcript has 2 exons.
AUGGCACCCUCAGGCUCCAAGUCCCACAAAGAAAAAUCCCUCCCGUCUUCUUCACUUGAUCCGCCACAUUCCUUGUCGUCGUCCUUGCUUCAAGUCCCCUCUUCAGCUUCUACUUCCAAAAACAGACGGUCACUUCGACCUCAGAGCCCGGUCCGUUUACCUCCUGGCUAUGUUGCAACCCCUUCUGAUGGUCGACGAACUCCUACUCGCCCUGAUACAAGCAGCCUGAAACGAGGUCGAGUUGAUGAUGAAGGGUCUCAAGACGAAGAUGAGAAUGAAGAUGAAGAUGAAGAAUACCGGAAGGAAGAUGAAGAUGAUGAAAACAUCAAUGAUGAACAAGAAGAUUCCAGCACCUCUUCAGUAAUUCAUAUCUCCGGAAGCCCAUCCAAAAACCUCACUCGUAAGCGCUCAAAACCCAGUGGUUCGUCUGUACCCAAAAGUAAGAACCCUCGAAAGAGAGCCCCUGUAAGAAAGCACAGUAAGAUAUCUCGAGUUCCUGACAAAGUCGAUGUCGAUUGA